AUGAGUGCAACCGAGAUCAAGGCCUCAAAGGCAAACAUUGGUGUUUACACCAACCCCGCCCACGAUCUAUGGGUUGCAGAGGCAGAACCAAGUCUGGAGGAGGUGCAAAGAGGCGGAGAUUUGAAGCCUGGAGAGGUUCUGCUGAACGUCAAGAGCACCGGUAUCUGCGGUAGUGACAUUCAUUUCUGGCAUGCUGGUUGCAUUGGUCCCAUGAUUGUCGAAGAUACACAUGUCUUGGGCCACGAAUCUGCAGGCACAGUCAUGGCCUGCCACCCCUCAGUGACACACCUCAAGCCCGGCGACCGCGUAGCCAUCGAACCCAACAUCAUCUGCGGCGAAUGUGAGCCCUGUCUUACAGGCCGCUACAACGGCUGCGAGCGUGUGCUCUUCCUGUCCACCCCGCCCGUCACCGGCCUGCUGCGCCGCUACCUCAAGCACCCAGCCAUGUGGUGCCACAAGCUUCCGGACAGCAUGAGCUUCGAAGACGGCGCCAUGCUCGAGCCCCUCAGCGUCGCCCUUGCAGGCAUGGACCGCGCCAACGUCCGUCUCGGCGACCCCGUCAUCGUAUGCGGCGCUGGCCCCAUCGGCCUCGUCACCCUCCUCUGCUGUCAAGCCGCAGGCGCCACUCCCCUCGUCAUCACAGACAUUGACCAAGGGCGCCUCAACUUCGCCAAAGAGCUCGUCCCCAACGUCCUCACCCACAAGGUCGAAUUCAGCCACACUCCCGAAGACUUCCAAGCCGCCAUCCUCAAGCUCACCGACGGUGUCGAGCCCUCGCACGCCAUGGAAUGCACCGGCGUCGAAAGCUCCAUCAACAGCGCCAUCCAAACCGUCAAGUUUGGCGGCAAAGUCUUCGUCAUUGGCGUCGGCAAAAACGAAAUCAAAAUCCCGUUUAUGCGCCUCAGCACCCGCGAGGUCGAUCUCCAGUUCCAGUACCGCUACUGCAAUACUUGGCCCAAGGCUAUCCGGUUGUACAAGAGCGGUGUCAUUGAUCUCAAGAAGCUCGUUACCCAUCGGUUUAAGCUCGAGGAUGCCGUCGAGGCGUUUAAGACCGCGGCGGAUCCCAAGACCGGGUGCAUCAAGGUGCAAAUUCAGAGCUUGGAUUAG
Molecule: messenger RNA, 1107 nt
Organism: Bipolaris maydis ATCC 48331
Lineage: Eukaryota; Fungi; Ascomycota; Dothideomycetes; Pleosporales; Pleosporaceae
Product: chaperonin 10-like protein
Biological process (GO): D-sorbitol catabolic process
Molecular function (GO): L-iditol 2-dehydrogenase (NAD+) activity
Source: RefSeq, a predicted model, not a curated record